Nematolebias whitei (Rio pearlfish) is the source of this 1239-nucleotide messenger RNA. RefSeq names its product annexin A4 (gene anxa4). The transcript is spliced from 13 exons. Gene Ontology annotation, molecular function: calcium-dependent phospholipid binding; calcium ion binding. NCBI's taxonomy places the organism in Eukaryota, Metazoa, Chordata, Actinopteri, Cyprinodontiformes, Rivulidae. Bases 148 to 1110 code for a protein of 320 amino acids. The record is from RefSeq and is a predicted model, not a curated record. Gene Ontology annotation, cellular component: cytoplasm.
CGGGGCGUGAAAGCCAUUGCGGACGGUUAAAAAGCGUCGGUGUCUGGGUGUUGUUGUGCCACCUGGCUGUCAGGCUUCAGGCAGAGUAAAUAAUCCUUGAAACAGCUCUUCAGAUCUCCUGAGUGGAACUCCCAAUCUCAUUCGACGAUGGCAGCAAUUGGAAAUCGUGGCACUGUGAAGGAAGCGGCUGGUUUCAACGCAGACGCUGACGCCCAAAAGCUGAGAGAUGCCAUGAAGGGAGCUGGGACGAACGAGGCAACUAUCACUGAUGUCCUUGCACACCGUACUAUUGCCCAGAGGCAGCGCAUCAAAGAGGCCUACAAACAAACUGUAGGAAAGGAUCUGGCUGAUGAGCUUACCGGCGAGCUGAGUGGGAACUUCAGGAGUGUCGUCCUGGGUCUGCUGAUGUUGGCUCCUGUCUACGACGCCCAUGAGCUGAAAAAUGCAAUGAAGGGAGCUGGAACCGAAGAGGCCUGCCUCAUCGAUAUUCUGUCUUCAAGAAGCAACGAGGAAAUAAAAGUCAUCAAUACGGUCUACAAGAGAGAAUAUGGGAAGAGCCUGGAGGACGCAGUGUGUGGCGACACAUCUGGAAUGUUUAAAAGGGUUUUGGUUUCUUUACUCACGGCUGGGCGAGAUGAGAGUGACAAAGUGGACGAGGCCCUGGCUGUUCAGGAUGCCAAAGAGAUCUAUCAGGCUGGAGAGGCUCGAUGGGGCACGGAUGAAGUCAAAUUCCUCACAGUUUUGUGCGUUAGGAACCGAAACCAUCUGCUUCGAGUGUUCGAAGAGUAUCAGAAAGUUUCUGGCAAAGACAUCGAGGAAAGCAUCAAGCGAGAGAUGUCUGGCUGCCUGGAAGACGUCUUCCUGGCCAUAGUGAAAUGCAUGAGGAACAAGCAAGCGUUUUUUGCUGAACGAUUAUACAAAUCAAUGAAGGGGCUGGGCACCACAGACAGUGUCCUCAUCAGAAUAAUGGUCUCCAGAGCUGAAAUCGACAUGUUGGACAUUAAGGCUCAGUUCCUAAAGAUGUAUGGGAAGACUCUGCACUCCUUCAUCAAGGGGGACACAUCUGGUGAUUACCGCAAGAUCCUGUUGGAGCUGUGUGGAGGCGAAUAGAGAAACUAUCAGAGCAACAAUCAGACAUCUCGGUUACUUUAAACGCAUCAUGUUGAGUUUCUUCUUUCGUGCCGUUCUUUGUUUUCCUAAUGAACAGUGCCUUGUUUUACAAUUUGUAAUACCAAUUAA